AUGAAGCUGGCGGAAGUAGUAAUGCUCCCCAAGGUUGUCAAGAGAGAUGAAACUAUCGGCAAGGGGCUCGAAAGAUAUACAUCUAGCCAAACAUUCUGGGCAGCUCUAAGGCAGGAGGCGAUCAGCCAGCAGCAAUUUGAAGCGCUUCCUAGGAGAUCAGGAACAGACCUGACUACUGCGUUUACUCACGAUGCAGAGCUCGCGCUAGCAAUAGGCACUGUAGUCAUUGUCGUUAGAAUGGAUGUACAAGGAGCUUCUGACGCUCUUAUAAAACGCCGACUUAUGAGCCGAAUGAUCAAGCAAGGAUGA
This is a messenger RNA of Botrytis byssoidea, 309 nucleotides long. RefSeq lists its product as uncharacterized. The record is from RefSeq and is a predicted model, not a curated record. The coding region runs from base 1 to 309 and encodes 102 amino acids. The transcript is spliced from 2 exons. Lineage: Eukaryota; Fungi; Ascomycota; Leotiomycetes; Helotiales; Sclerotiniaceae.